This is a messenger RNA of Diatraea saccharalis (sugarcane borer), 1136 nucleotides long. Lineage: Eukaryota; Metazoa; Arthropoda; Insecta; Lepidoptera; Crambidae. The record is from the annotation of a GenBank genome assembly.
AUGAUAAUGAGCUCCUUUUAUAUAACUCAGUGGCCAUUUUUCAUUAAUUAUAAUAUAGAUUUCAAAAAGUGGAAAAGAAUUAAACGAAGCGGCGGUUUUAGAAGAAGAGUAAAUAAAAAUUAUCAAUUAUUAUUGCUAAAUAUACAAACGGUACCUACAUAUAAUCUAGAAGAAACUGUGCCCAGUCAAGAACAAAGUGGUAAAAAUGGAAAUGGUUCCUUACAUUUUUCAACAUUGAAUGCUGAAAAUGCUGGAUCCAGUCAAGACUGGUGUUCUACAAAUCAAACUUGUUCCGAUUAUCAAGGCAUACUAGAUAGCGAAAACGUGUUAAAUUAUUCCGAUUUCUCUGAAGAAGACAACUCUUUGAAAUCAAGUGACGAAAGUUCUGAAGAAUUUGAUAAAGAUGAUCAAUUCCGGCAAGAUUUAAAAAAAUGGGCAAUCACAUGUAAUGUUGCUCAUGACACAGUUAAAAAAGUUUGCGAAAUAAUUAACAGAAGAUUACCUCAUAUUCUUCCCAAAGAUCCAAGAACGUUUCUUCAGACUAAAACAAUAUCAUUAAUUCCAUUAGAUAAGGGCUUUUAUUGGCACAAUGGUGUAACUGAACAACUUAAAAAAUAUUUAGAACUUCUUAUCAUCAUACCAGAAAGUAUAUCAUUAAAUAUAAACAUUGAUGGAUUGCCAAUUUAUAAAAGUUCUAGGGAGCAAGUUUGGUCUAUACUGUGCAAUAUAUUUGAAAUACCCUACCUGUCACCAUUUGCAGUAGGUAUCUAUUCAGGAAAAGGAAAACCUCAAGAUUUAGAAGGUUAUUUCAGACCUUUUGUAACAGAAAUGAAGGAACUCUUGCGAAACAGCUUGAAAGUUACAACAAAAUAUGGAAAAUAGUUGUUAGUUAAGGUUACAAUUAGAGCUUUUAUCUACGAUGCUCCCGCAAGAGCACUAAUUAAAGGAGUAUGUAAUUUCAAUGGAAAACAUGGGUGUUUAAAGUGUACUGUGGUUGGCGUAUUCACACCAGUCUAAUACAGUCAUAUUUCCUAAGACUGAUUGCACCAGGCGCAAUAAUGACGAUUUUCGCGCCAAAAUGUAUGGCCAGCAUCAUAAGUACGAUUCUCCCUUACUUGAACUACCAAUUGAUAUGA